This is a messenger RNA of Saccostrea cuccullata (small rock oyster), 995 nucleotides long. RefSeq lists its product as uncharacterized. Lineage: Eukaryota; Metazoa; Mollusca; Bivalvia; Ostreida; Ostreidae. The transcript has 4 exons. The record is from RefSeq and is a predicted model, not a curated record. The coding region runs from base 60 to 599 and encodes 179 amino acids.
UAACUUCCGGUAAACAGCUUCCGGAGAUAAACAAACUUUGGCUGUGUUACAUCACGAUUAUGACUAUUUGUUUCGUCUUUGGUUGUAACCAUCAAGGGUUACAGAAGACAUGUAAAAUGUUUAGAUUUCCACCGAAUCAAGCAUUGGCAAAGAAAUGGGAGAGACUUUGCAGACGCAAGGAUAGAUGUGUUAAUCUCAAUAUGGACAGGAUAUGUAGUUGCCAUUUCAAGGACGAAAAAAAGGAGAAUGGUCCUACACAGUUUCCCUUGAGUUCCGGGUUUGAUUUUCCUGACCCAAAUAAAAUUUCAAGAACUGUAAAAUACGAGAAAGAAUUAGACAACCAGGUGCAGUGUGUGAACACGGAUGAAGGCAGCACAUCUGAUGAUGCCUGUGUCCCUCCUCUUCCUCCACAUGUAAUUGACCACCCAUACCAGCUUUCAUUCCAACGGUUAAGUGAGGAGCACAAGAAUUUGAAACUGCAAGUGGAAGAACUGACAAGGCAGAUUCAGGCAAUGUCUAGGAAAAGAGCCUUUACUUUAGAGGACAUAAUAGGAGAUGAAAGAAAGGUAGGUCUUGCACUUAAUAUCACUCAAGGUUAAGAGGGUGGUUCAGGUUGUGGUCAUUUUUAGAUUAUAUUUGUCUCCUUUAGAAAAUGAUAGUUCUCAGUUUUUAAGUCCAUUAUACUAGUACAUGUUCAUUCUAAGUGCGACAAAGAACCCACCAACCAAAAACAAUUUAAUUCUUUAUGCUUUUAUCUACUUGCUACAAAUUUUCUUUGGAACAAGAUGCUUUGUGGUUUAUAAUUUAAUUUUCAGUGUUAAUAAAAAUGAAAAUGGAUGGACUACUGGAGAGUUCCAUAGAUAUACAGACUGCUGGACAGUUCCAUAGAAAUACUUCAUCUACCAAGGAUGUGGACAGCUAGCGAUUAAAUAUAAUAUUAAUUGAAAUAAUUUACUUAAGGAGGAAAAAAAAUGUUUUUCUGCUGGACAGAUUCU